GCGGUGAGGGGGACGAACAUGGCGGCGGCGGCGGCCGAAGCUGAGGAGAGCGGGCCGGAGGAGGACGACGAGGAGGACGAUGACGAUGAGGAGGAGCUGGACCUGUCGCGCCUGGGCGUGUCGGCGGCGAGCGUGGCGUCCGAGGUUUUGUCCCGGGGCCCGAGCGGGGCGCGGCGGCUGCUGCUGCCUCAGAACGGGCUCCGGGCGCUGCCGGCGGGGCUGGGCGCGCGGUUCCCGCGGCUGCGGCUGCUGGACGUGAGCGGCAACGGGCUGAGCGCCCUGGGGCCCGAGCUGCUGGCCCUCGGACGGCUGCGCACGCUGCUCGCCAAGAACAACCGGCUGGGCGGGCCCAACGCGCUGCCCAAGGGGCUGGCCCGGGCCCCGCUCGGGGCCUCCCUCCGCGUCCUCAACCUCAGCGGAAACCGGUUCCGACACCUGCCGCCGGACCUGCUCCGCCUCCGCGGCCUCCGCAGCCUCAGCCUCGGCGGGAACCUCCUCCACGCCAUUCCCCCCGACAUCGAGAACCUGCAAAGUUUAGAGUUUUUAUACCUUGGAGGAAACUUCAUCAGAGAAAUCCCUCCGGAAAUCGCCAACCUGCCGUCUCUGAACUACUUGGUGCUGUGUGACAACAAGAUCGAGAGUAUCCCACCGCAGCUAGCCCAGUUGCACUCGCUGCGGUCACUGAGCCUUCACAACAACCUUCUGUCGUACCUGCCCCGGGAGAUCCUCAGCCUGGUUCAGCUGCAGGAGCUGAGCCUGCGCGGCAACCCUCUGGUGGUGCGCUUCGUCAGGGACCUCACCUACAACCCCCCGAGCCUCCUGGAGCUGGCGGGUCGCACCAUCAAGACCCGCGGCAUCACCUACACUCCCCGGGACCUCCCCGAAAACCUCAUCCGCUACCUGGACUUAGCCAGCAACUGCCCCAACCCCAAGUGUGGAGGCGUCUACUUCGACUGCUGCGUCCGGCAGAUCAAGUUCGUCGACUUCUGCGGGAAGUACCGGCUGCCCCUGAUGCAUUACCUUUGCUCGCCGGAGUGCUCGUCCCCCUGCAGCUCCGCUUCGCACAGCUCCACCUCCCAGAGCGAGUCCGACUCGGAGGACGAGGCCAGCGUGGCCGCCCGCAGGAUGCAGAAAGUCCUCCUGGGCUGAGCCGCGCGCCCGAGGGGGCGAGGACCCGGGCGGGCUGCUCCACCACCUCGGGGUCGUCGUCCUCCUCUCCUCGUUGUCCCCCACCCCCCGACUUGGCGGAAGACUCGGACUGCCCCGUCACCAGCGCCACGGGGCCGCCUUUUCACGGCGACGAUGAGAAGGCCCACCGUAAGGCGUUUUAGAGUCAGCGGGCCGUUGCCGUGCCGGAUUCUUGGCCCUGGCAGGGAGGGGUGGAGGUGGGACGACAGACGGCGGGCGGGGCCGGGCUGGGCACCGAGGGGGUGGAAGGAGAGGCCCGGCGGAGAGCGGGCACGGUCUUCUGCUCAAACCACCACCCUCUCUACCGCAGGGUCGUCCGACUCUGCCACCCUCCUCCCGUUCCGCCCAUCUUCCCUUCUCCUCUGUGCCUUGUCCUCCUCUCGGAACAGAACUCUCAGGGUCUUCUGGGACCACAUCCCCCUCUGACUUUUUAAUGCGCUCCGGUCCUCGUUUCGGUGCCACCGUCUGCCCCCACCCCGAGCACCGAUCCUUCCUCUCAUCCAGAACUUCCUCUCCUCCGUGACCACCGCCACUGUGCCUUCACCCGGGCAGGGAUCUCGGGCGCUUUCUGUCUCCAGGCCGUGGUGCCAACGUUGCCUGGAUUCCGGUGUCCGUGCCAGGGCUCGAAGGACGAUUCCCAACGAGCUUCGAUGCCUCUGCCCACCUGCCGUCAGGGCCGAUCUGGGCUUUGGCGGGAGCCGCCUCCCACUUCUGCUAUGCAAUAAGGGGAGCGCGGGUGGUCGCGAGCAAGUCUUUUUCUCCCGUGAUGGAGCCCGACUCCCCCCAGAGAACCAAGCCCAAAACAAGGGCCUUUCUCCGCCUGCCCGGCCUGAGGCGGGUGUGUGAACCGGGGUUGGGAUGGCUCGGGGGUGAAUCUCCCCAUCUGGCGUCACGGCUGGCCGUCUUCUGCCAAAGCUUGCCGGGUGAGGGGACCAGUAGUCUGAUGUUUGUACUGCCAGGGCAUGAAGUCUGCUCUCUUCACGCGUGCCACAUCGUUGCGCACUUUGGGACCAAUUGAGGCGGCGCUACUCAGCCAAGCGAGAAUCGGCCCAGCGGUUUUAGCACUGCAGCUGUGCUGUUGGCUCGCCCCAGCGAUCCUGUAGACUGGCAGGUGGCUCAGCUGCGCGUCGAUUCUGACCCCACCGUCUCAGGGCAGGGCAGAGCCUUGGCCCCCUCCCCCCUGGAAGAGAGGGCAGUUUCCCCUUCACUCGCAGGCUGACCCUGGUCACCUGGAGAGCCAAGUGCCAAGCACCUUCCCGAGCUCACGACUGGACGGGUCGGAGGGCGGCUUCCUUCCCUCCUUCUCCCUGGGAAUUCUCAUUUAGUGCUGAGAUCCUAGGUCCCGGGGCUGGGGGCUGAGUGGCGGGGAGAAGCAGCCUCUCUCCUGUGGCAUGCUUAUUCCACCCCCCCAGCCUUAUUUGAGACAUGUCGGGUCUGUGCUACCCCCACCAACACUAAAACACCUCCCACCGCCAAUGCUGAGCCUCCUCCCUAGCCUCCGAAGGUGGCCCGGAUGGAAGCUUGCUUGGAAGCUGUGUCUUCUGAGAUCCCGGAGAGAAAUCUCCGCUCUUCCCCCUCUGUCUCUCUCUUCCCCUUGCCCCCCAUCUCUUUCUCUCUGCCUCUUUACGCCCCAGCUCCAGCCCUGCGAAAAAAGGGCCGAGAAGCGUCCUCCCGUCAUGGGGUACUGGGCUCGGUGGCCCAGGCGGCACUUCCCUCUGCCAGCAGGAGCCAUCGAGGCAUGGGGGGGCGGGGCCCAGAUCCAGUUUCUCAUGGCCGACUGGCCCUUCGGACCUGCGGCUUUUGGAUGUCUUGAAAGGAGCCCUUUGGCGGUUGGGGGAAGACAAGCUGCUGCCUUUGUUAUCCUCCUGUUGGCCGAACUGAAUAAGGAAACUUAAUCCGAUGAGCGUAAUGAGAAUUAAUCCCCACAAUCGCAUCUUUGUUGGAAGCUCAAGGAGCACUUUGAUGCAUCUAAUUCGCACGGCCGCCCUUUCAUGCGGCCCCUGGCUCCUCGGUUACUACAGACCCGCCCUCAUUAAGGGGCGGUCACGUGACCGUAGGAGACCCGCUUGAUCUUCUGUCCGAAUUGCACCCAAUUCAGAAUCAAGUGCCUUAUUAUAAUUUUUCCCCCCUUUCCAAAGAAUUUGUGCAGAAGCAUCCGGGCUGGGAAUUCCCACACGGAGCCAGCGUUCCAUCGAGCGGUAACGCGCCUGGCGUGAAAUUCAAAGCGGCCGCCGUUGCUUCCCAGAGCCCCGUGCGUCUGCAGGGAGCGACGCUUUCGGCUUCGGGGCCGCCCGCUCGUGGGCCAAUUAAGACUGCGUUCGGUGGGCACAGCACUGUGUAGGCCUCGAGAGAGUGCCACGGUUGGACAAGAUUCCCCGUUCCCAAGGAGCUUGCAGUCUAGCGGGGGAGGCAGGCACAGACCAACUUGGGGGAGGUGGACGUGUGGAAAAGUGCGUGCUUAAAAAGGAAGGUGGGUGUAAAAGUCGACGGGUGCACCGGCCGGGGUUGUGAGCCCACGGGGGCGAAGAAGAUUAUGCCCCGGGGAGAAGGAAAGAACCCAGUCACGAGUUCGGAAGUAUUUUUGCCGUUGUCUUGCAUGCCAGCUGGCUGGGCGGAGAGACCUGGUGCUUUAAGCCAUCAUUGUGACGGCACUUGAAAUAUUCGGCCAAACUGGUGCAGGGGGAGAGGAGAGAUUUAUCUGUGAGACUGGACGGGUAUCUCCUUGAUUGCCCCAGAACCCUCCCUGACGGGCAGCUGCCGCCCGAGCCCACAAACACUGUGAAACAUCCCUCUGGGGAGACCUGUUGGUGCUCAGGUCCGGCGCCCCGAGGGAGACUGAGGCUGUUCUCUUCCAAGCGCUUGGUGCAGUGCUCAAUAAACACAAAUUCAGACGGGACUCAACGGAGGUGAGGUUGCACUUCUGCCUGGGGAGGUGGUUUUCUGGUUAGAUUCCCUCUUCCCCACUGGACCACUGGGUUCUGACCGUUUGCUCAACCAUCUUGGCUUCUUCCCCUCUCGAGGCUUUCCCAUCCCUUAACACCUGUAAGAGCGGACCCUCUCUGUGGGCACGUUGGCCUUGUAUUUCUGUUGCAUCCCCCCAGCACUUGGUGCAGUGUACUGCACUCGGGAGGCGCUCAAUAAAUGCUGUUACUGCUGCUA
This is a messenger RNA of Tachyglossus aculeatus (Australian echidna), 4347 nucleotides long. RefSeq names its product leucine rich repeat containing 58 (gene LRRC58). The transcript has 4 exons. Lineage: Eukaryota; Metazoa; Chordata; Mammalia; Monotremata; Tachyglossidae. Bases 19 to 1149 code for a protein of 376 amino acids. Gene Ontology annotation, molecular function: protein binding. The record is from RefSeq and is a predicted model, not a curated record.